AUGCAUGGUGGGCCGGCAGGAGAGUCCCUCACCUUUCGCCGCCGCAGGUCCAGGAGCCGCCCCGCCGCGACCAAUCCGGAGCCAGCGGCGGCUGCGACGGCCGCCGGGAAGGGACAAGCGGGGUCGGCAGAGGAGCCCGCUCCGCCCUCGCGCCCGGGCAUGGCUGGCGUGGCGGGCUGGCGUGGCGGGCGCACGCUGCUGGGACGGGUGGCGGCCGCCCGCUGCGGGGCAAGGAGCCGGGCCGCGAGCCGGGAGCCGGGCCGCGACCCGCCCGGCCCGGAUCCUGAGCCCGAGAAAACGACCCGAGUCCCGAAGAUCUACACUAAAACGGGAGACAAAGGAUUUUCAAGCACGUUCACCGGGGAGAGGAGAAGCAAAGAUGACCAAAUCUUUGAUGCUUUGGGAACACUGGAUGAAUUGAGUUGCACUAUAGGCUUAAGUGCUGAAUUUGGCAGAGAAAGUGGCCACGCGUUUGUGGAAGAGCUUCACAAGGUCCAGUGUAUGUUGCAAGAUGCUGGCUCUAACGUGGCAACACCCAUCUCUUCAGCCAGGGAGUCUCACAUAAAGCAAACGUCGUUUAGCGAGAAGCCUGUGCUGGAGCUGGAAACCUGGAUCGACAGAUACUCGGAUCAGCUUCCACCACUCACCUCCUUUAUUCUACCAUCUGGUGGAAAGAGCAGCGCUGCGCUCCAUCUCUCCCGAGCCGUGUGUCGCAGAGCUGAGAGGCGUGUCGUUCCUUUGGUGAAAAUAGGAGAGGUGGAUGCAAACGUGGCCAAGUAUUUAAACAGGCUGAGCGACUACCUGUUUGUCUUGGCUCGUUUUGCUGCAAAGGAGGAAGGGAAGAAGGAGAAAAUCUACACAAGGAUGGAGCCCGAAGACUAAGUUCAGCAGUGCAAGAGGUGGAAUGGGCAACUUCUGAGCUAGCGAGCAGUGGAUAAGAUUUAAGGGUAAAAUGCAGGCAAUUUGAAAUGGUCAGACCCCCAACCUGAGAAACCAUUGAAAGCUGCUCACAGAGAUCUAGAUUCCCGGCCGCUUUUUUGGAGUCUUGCUUGUGCACAUGAAUUCAGAGCAAUGGUGGCACCUGAAGAUACUUUUGUUGCCUCUUGGAACAUCAAAGGGGAUUGUGGCAGAAAGCUCAGCUCAGUCCCGCUGGCUCUGGUCUGCUUGCCAGUUUCCUUCGCUCAAAACUAGAGUGGAUCUGAAUUUCUUCCCUUAGCCAAGUCCAUCAAUACAUCCUAUGUUGUCAGCAGUCUUGACAAGUGCAACUUUUAAGACACAGGCUCUAUCAGCAAAUGUCCCAGAAUCAAGCUUGCAGUAAGCUGUGUCACCCACACGAGGCUUGUUUUCUCCCAGUCAUGCACUUAAAAAAAAGUGACCACAUCCAACCAAAUUUUCAAAUUUAUUUCCUGUAUUCCUGAAUUUCCAGCGUGAAGAAUGCGCCGUAACUAAAAAAAUACGAAGUGAUAGAAGGGCAAAGUAAUUUGUUAAUCUCCCAUGGCAACAGUUUCUCCUCCUAUCUUGGAAAACACAUGUGCAAGGAAGUGCUGGGGAGAGAGUAAAACCAACUGGUUCUGAGGCUGCUGCUGAAGGAGCACCAGGCCAAGCCAACCCUCACUACCCGAGCGAGGACACGACCAGUGUGGGCUCUGUGCUGCAAAGCCACGGUUUACACACUGGAAGCCACGGGAAGCAUUGUGCAGCCCGCUGCCAGACAUGUUGGGACCGGCAACUCCCAGGAUUCCAACCAGCGGCUGGCGGAAACCAGGGUCAGGAGGCUGCACACCCUUCCAAGAGGCACAAGGGCAAUUUGGAGCAGCUCUCCCGAAGGCCUGCAGCAGCUGCCACAGCACAACACCCCAUAACUUCUAAGGCAGGGAGAGGGAGGACAAGGGUCUCCUGCAAUGCCAGAAGUAAAAUCAAGAAGGAAAUGGGGGGUGGGCCAGCAUCCAGAAGAGCUUCAUGCCUGUGAACCUGUCUGGGCCCAGCCCUUAAAUGGGAUGUGGGGUGGGGGGCUAUCUUUAAAUUAAAAAGCAUUAAAGCUGGGCUGAAUAAAAGCACCUUUUUCAAAAUAUCUUGUCCUGUUUAUAGUUCAUUACAAACCAGCUCUUCAUAUUUCACAACAUUUGUGCAAAAGGGUGACACACUGGAGUGCCAGCUUUGUAAUGCAUAGUCCUAAAAUAAGCAGAUUCACACAAACACUUCAGCUACCUGGGAACAGGACUCAGGAAACUGCGUUGCAAGUGGGCCAUAUUUCAGUCCUGGAUGUCCUGUGCAGGAGACCCCUGCGGAAAAUUACCAUUGAUACAGCUGAACUGGGAGCAGAAGAUGUUUCCCUACAGACAAACUCAUCUGAUUUAACGGGUAGAAAAACAGCAGCACCAGGUAGCCACAGCAGCACCAGGUAGCCUUUCUUAAUCAGUCUGUUGUGUGUGUUCAAAUCACUCCAUUGGUACGUGCAUGCACUCUUCAGGCGAAGACCAGUGGAAAUGCAACCAGAUUCCAGACGGCUGAAGGCCCCACAGUCUCCAGAGUCAUGCCCGGGGGCCCCGGAGAUCUCAGAAGGCGGACAGACAACCUGCAUCGGAGCAACUUUGACAGCUGGUGCCAAGACAACCUUCAGUCUAAACCCACCUGCAACUGUAUGCAACUGGCACAGGGUUUCCUUGACCAAGAAGCCAAACUAAACUCCAAUGCAACAGAGUCCCUGAGAGAACUGACCCAGGGCUGCCUGGGCCUGCACCGGAAGGUCACCCCCACGUCUGCACGCAUGCAUGCGGGUUCUCGGGGCUUAAGGAACAAGAGGGGCACCACUGGUCACCCUCCCCCUCAGCCAAGGUGCCCUUGAGUGCCUCCUGUUCCAGCCCUUUCAGCAGGGAAUUGCCCAAAGGAUCCCUUUGUUCUGUGAAUCCUAUUGCACCCAAAGGACAGCCCCUGAGCAGUCUCUCUUGGUUCACGUUGGAGAGACACCCCGCCCCACACACUGGCCCCAGCGCAGGGCGGGCCCCCGGUGGAUUCCAGUCCUCAGACUAGAAAGGCAGUGUCUGCCUGCAACCGGAGAACCCUCUGCAAGCUGGAAAUGGUAGUCCGUUCCUCGCGCAGGGAGGGCCCUGGGGCGUUUGGGGAAGAGCAGCACUGCCCCAAUUCAAAGCAAAGCUAGGUUGGCCGGCGGUUUAAUGCAGCGAAGCUGGGCUAAACCAGGGCUCCCUCCCACCCUGGGCUGAGAGGUACAACCAGCACUGUGUGGCUUUGUAGUGUCAGUGAGGGGCCGGCACUCUGGCUGCUGAGGCAGCCCCAACCAAAAUCUCCCGUUUCCUCUAAGCAGCCCGGGCCUUGGGCCCCUCCCAAGCAGACGGAACCUAGCCCCACAUGGCCUCCUACAACAGUGAGCUGGGAGAGUCUGGCCAGAGCCCGCUCUGGCUGGGUUGGGAAGUUUGCCCAGGAUAGACAGACAGACAGACAGACGGGCCUCAGCACAGGACAAGCAACUCAGAGGGAGAGACCGAGAUGACAUGAAUGGGACGGAGGCGGCUCCCUCCCGCAGCAGUUCGUGUGGCUCUCC
Messenger RNA from Candoia aspera, 3559 nucleotides. It is a transcript of the gene MMAB, whose product is annotated as metabolism of cobalamin associated B. Gene Ontology annotation, molecular function: corrinoid adenosyltransferase activity. The transcript is spliced from 10 exons. NCBI's taxonomy places the organism in Eukaryota, Metazoa, Chordata, Lepidosauria, Squamata, Candoiidae. Bases 1 to 882 code for a protein of 293 amino acids. The record is from RefSeq and is a predicted model, not a curated record.